Mytilus trossulus (common blue mussel) is the source of this 2320-nucleotide messenger RNA. Its product is annotated as neuronal acetylcholine receptor subunit alpha-10-like. The record is from RefSeq and is a predicted model, not a curated record. Lineage: Eukaryota; Metazoa; Mollusca; Bivalvia; Mytilida; Mytilidae. The transcript has 7 exons. Gene Ontology annotation, molecular function: excitatory extracellular ligand-gated monoatomic ion channel activity; transmitter-gated monoatomic ion channel activity involved in regulation of postsynaptic membrane potential; transmembrane signaling receptor activity. Gene Ontology annotation, cellular component: synapse; neuron projection; plasma membrane. Gene Ontology annotation, biological process: chemical synaptic transmission; signal transduction; nervous system process. The coding region runs from base 279 to 1514 and encodes 411 amino acids.
UUCCAGGAGACAAAAUAAAGGUCUCUAUUAGUAAUGCCAUUCCAUACAAAAAGUAUAACCAAUGAAUAAUAUCAAUAAUUUGAUUUAUUCUCAAAGCAAUUAAUAUUAAUGAAGUUUGUAAUGUAAACACACUAUAUGACUCUUCGUUAUGCAUUCAAAGACAUGAUCAUGCGUGGUAAAAAGAUAAAUGUGGAAUUACCCUAUCAGUUCAGGAAAUUCUCGUCUUCCGUUAUUCAUCCAUUUACCGAAUAAAGUUUUUCCCGAAUUUACACUCGGAAAUGGAUGUUAAAUACUAUCAUUUGAAGAGUAUCAUCUGUAUUUUGGCACUUUCAUUAAUUGAUUGUUCCAGUAUUUCAAAGAAUAUAUCUAACACCAUCUUUGAAGGUUAUGAUAGUGGACUACGACCAGUAUGUGCAAAUGUUCCACUUGUAAAUAUGACAAUGGGUAUAGCCGUACGUCAGGUUAUUGGUUUGGAUGAGCCAAAUCAAAUUGUACGGUUAAAUCUAUGGAUGAGAUUGAAAUGGAAUGACUGCUUUCUGACUUGGAAUCCUAACGAUUAUGGUGGAUUAGACAACAUCAUUGUUCCAAUCAAGAGAGUCUGGGUACCAGAUCUUACAUUAUAUGACAGCACGGCAACAGAAUUCAGCGGUAUUAAAGAGUAUAGGGCUCACAUCUUUUCAGAUGGAUCAGUUUAUUAUAACUUCCCAACUGUACUAGAAGCUCUGUGUCCAAUCGAAGUCUUGAACUUUCCCUUCGAUACUCAAAUAUGUGCAUUAGUAUUUGGCUCCUGGAAUCAUCAUGGCCUAGAAAUAGACUUUUACCCGAAAGACAACCCUGGAGAUCUAUCAACUCUGAAAUCUAAUGUUGAAUGGUUAGUUCCAAAGGUAGCAGCAAAACGACACAGUAUAAAAUAUACUUGUUGCCCGGCGCCUUAUCCAGAUGUCACUUUUUACGUUUAUUUGGAGCGGAAACCUGGUUACUAUAUCAUCAACAUAUUGAUACCGUCAGUGAUGAUAACAGUCUUAGCUAUAUUAGGAUACUUUCUCCCGGUUGAUUCUGGGGAAAAAGUUUCACUAGUAAUCACAGUGAUGCUAGCAAUGUCGGUUUUCCAGCUGUUAGUCGCAGACAAACUUCCACCAUCAGCUGAAUCAACGCCUUGGAUAAUGUUUUUCUUCAAUUUCAUCCUUGGUUUAUCAGCGGUAUCUACCAUACUACAAGUGCUUGUUAUAAACUUGUAUUACCGCGGUGAAAGGGAGAUACCAACUUCCUUGAAGGAUUACGUCAUCAAACCUCUUUGCUUUAUCACAUGUGUUCCGAUACCUGGAGAAGAUCCACCGUCUUAUUGUAGAAGAAAGAUACAAUGUUCCGAUUUUACAAAGCCACAGGAAUCAACGAAUACGGUGAUGUGGCAAAGUUUUUCCAUUGCAGUAGAUCGGCUUGGCAUUGUUUUGUUUUCAUUUACUCUUGUCAUUGGAAUUGCUACAGUAUUUAGACAAAUGACAGGGAGUUUCUAGACUCUGUUUUCUGUGAAAAGAACUUUCAAAUAUUUUUGUUUAGCUAGUUGAUUUUAAAAGAAAGGAUUAUUUUUACUUAAACCCAUUUGUUUAUUUUGUGUUAAUGAACGCUAAAAUAUAUGUUGGAACUAUUAAAUACUUUUAGUUAAUAGAUAUAAAAAGCAUGAUCUUUGACGCAACGAUUUCAAAGCAUCCUCAUAUAAUUUUUGUUUAUGUAUUUUAUUGGCCGUUUUCAUUGUUGUUAUUUAAUUUAAACAUAUUUAUUUAUAGUGGAUUGGGUGGAAAGUUAUUGCAACUUAUAUUAACCCCUUUCCAUUUGCGGUUGCGAGUGCUGCAUUGUAGCUGCAUAAGUCUACUCUUUUACGACAUCUACAAGAGAGUCUUUUACGUGUAAGGGAUAUAGCUCUCUCUUAACACGGGUCAGUCAUUUGUCGUCCCCUUCCGAUUAACCAGGAACCUUUGUGAUAAUAGUCCGAUGCCUUAAUCACUUCACCACGGCUCUUCUAGUAAUUAAAUUGAUUAUUUGAUUGUCAGACCAAGUAUUUCAUGAUUAUUUAAUUAUUUCAUAAUCUAGGACUAUAUUUUUGAUUAUUCUGAUUAAAAAGCGAAAUUAUUGUAUGUAAUUUUCCUCGGAGUUAAUUACUUUUGUGAUUUUACUUUUUUUCAAUCAUCAUUACUGGGUAACAAUGCCCUUGUCAUUACGGCGUUGGUGUACGAACAAUCAAAUUCUCCAGCGAGAAGUUUUAUGCAACAGAUGAUUAACCGUGACCCUGUCAGGUGUUUGGUGUUUACAUAAAUCAAGUAAA